Messenger RNA from Mauremys reevesii (Reeves's turtle), 4109 nucleotides. RefSeq lists its product as uncharacterized. The record is from RefSeq and is a predicted model, not a curated record. The transcript is spliced from 7 exons. NCBI's taxonomy places the organism in Eukaryota, Metazoa, Chordata, Testudines, Geoemydidae. Gene Ontology annotation, cellular component: membrane. Gene Ontology annotation, molecular function: GTP binding. Bases 17 to 2218 code for a protein of 733 amino acids.
UCUGCUCCCGGGGGCGAUGCGGGUCUCACGGACACUGAUCGAAACCCCUAAAAUCAGUUGGAAAGUGGCUGGUUGGAGCUCACGGAAAUUAGACUUGAACUGCGCUGUGUGUUGGUUCAAUGAGCUGUGUGGCACUUUCACUUUCCCUGUUACUUCAUCCCAGACUUACAGGAAGAGAGACAGAGGGAGCGAGACAGAGGCGGCUGAAACACGAAAGCAUCAGUCACCCCAUGUCUUUAACUUCCCCGAGAAGGUCCCAGGAAUGGCAGCGCUCGGGGGUGGAAGCUGCAAAAAGGUCAGAGGCAGGGUGGGAAUGAGCCCUGGCUGGUGGCUGCAUUUGAUGGCUCUGUGGACUCUCUAUGGAGUCGCUGGAGCACAGGCAUCCAUCACAGCUCAGUAUGGCGAGGACAUCACUCUGGGCUGCGCCUUCCACCACAUACCGGGGGUAAAACUCCAUCGACUGAACAUCACCUGGAAGAUGCAGAGAGCCGAGGGCGCAGCUCUCCUGGUUCACAGCUACUAUGGGCAGAGGGACCUGUGGCAGGGACAGGACAAGCUUUACCGGGGCCGGACGCAGCUGGACCCAGAGGGGAUCCACACAGGAAAUGCGUCCCUGCGACUCAGGGCUGUGCGCUUCCAGGACGAGGGCUCCUACCUCUGCUACGUCACCUCUGAGCUGGGAACCUCGACCCAGAAGAUUUCCCUGGCCGUGCUAAGGGAGAGUGAAAUGGCGUCUCCCAUCGUAGCUCAGCUGGGGCAGGACAUCGCCCUGAGCUGCCCCUUUGAAUGCGGAUUAAACCUCCAGCCGUUGAACGUCACCUGGAGGAAGGAAGAAGCCGAGGGGCCGGAUCUCCUGGUUCACAGCUAUUGUAACGGGAUGGACACGUUGCAGAGACAAGAUGCCGCUUACAAGGGCAGAACACAGCUCCACCCGGAGAGGUUCCCUCAGGGAAAUGCGUCCCUGACACUAAGGAGAGUUUGCAGCCAGGAUGAGGGAUUCUACAUCUGCCACGUCCAGCCGGAACUGGGGCGGUUUUCGGUGCGGAUGCAAGUUACAGUCGAAGGCUUUGUGAGUGACUGGCAACGGCUAGUUGCGUUCUGUGUCGUCUUGUGUUUAGCCGCAUUAUUAUUAAUUAUACUGUAUAUUAUCAUUGAGCACUGUCCUUCCUUGCUGCGGAGAUUCAGGACUUCUCAGUUUUGCUCCCAAUGGAACCAGCAGGCGGGCAGUGACCAGUCUGAGUCAAACCCGUUGACAGCCAGUGAGUCAGCAAAUCCAAACACAUUCCUGCCACCACCGGCCAGCUCCUUCCGAGAGACAGACUCGAACUCACAGCCCGAUGGAGAGGUUACCACCAGAUGCCCUGGAGGCUCUCGAGUCAUGAGACCAGGUUCUCAUGGUGACACACAGUCUUCCAGCUCCUUGGACUGUCAGCCAGUUCAGGAGCACGAACAACAGGGAAGAGCGGCUACAGAUGUGGUUUGGGGAGACUUUGCCAUGCUCUCUGAAGGAGAAAUUGCAGAACUGAAAGCUGCUGUUGCCACAAAUACCCCACCGGGGCUGGCUGCUGCGCUGCAAGAGGUCAGUGAGGCAGUCAAGAAUGAAGUGCUCAAAGUUGCUGUCGUCGGAGAGACGGGAUCUGGAAAGUCAUCUUUUGUCAAUGCCACCCGGGGUCUGAAAGAACAUGAUGCAGGUGCUGCUGAGACUGGGGUGCUGGGAGAAAUGAUGGUGGAGCCCAAGGCUUAUGCACAUCCCGAACACCCCAACGUGACGUUAUGGGACCUGCCAGGGAUCGGGACAACGAACUGUCCCUUAGAUACUUUCCUUGGGCAGCGUCACUUCAGACAGUGUGACAUGUUCAUUAUCAUCUCCUGUGAGCGCUUCAGAAACACCGACGCCAGACUUGUGGAGGAGAUUCGAACGCUGGGGAAGAUGUUUUACUUUGUCCGUUCCAAAGUGGACUUGGACAUGGCGUCUGCACGGAGAAGAAACGGCUGUGAGGAGAGCGCCCUGCAGACGAUCAGAGAGGACUGUACAUCGCACCUGGGAGGAGAAACCAACGUUUUCCUUAUAUCCAGCUGGGCCCCUGACAAGUUUGAUUUCCCCCGCCUGCAGCGAAUGUUAGCUGAGGAAUUCCGCCGUCACAGGGCGAGCGCUUUGCAGUGGGCUCUCUCAAAGAGCUCCUUACCCAUUUUGCGACAGAUAAAAGUGCCAUUGUAGGAGGCAGAGCAGAUAUGGGGCCAAACUCUCUAUUUAGGUAGCUCCAAUUUACGCCACCAGAUUAUUUGGCCCAUGUCCUAUUUUUGUGUCCCUCUGCCAGCAAAGCCAGGAGCCUGCGAUUUAUUAACAGUCCCACUGGCCAGGGAGUCACAGUUCUUUCCCCGCUCCCCUGGUGCUCUGGGUGGGGUUGGUGUGAUGGUUUGGAGAGCUGUCUCCAGACCUUCUGAACUCUGGGUGAUGCAUGAAAUUGUAUCACCCUGUCGUAGAAAGCCGGAUCCACCUCUGCCGACAGUGCACGCAGCAGGCACACGGCGGGAAGGCCCUAGACAUUCAGCCAUGGCACUUUGACCACACUCACUCUGCUAGAGAGCUGCAGCCUACGGGAGCAAAAACAGUUUGAUCUUCCCUGUCCAGAGGGAAGGGAGAAAUUACACAGCAAAAAAAAAGAAAAAAAAAAAAAAAAGGCCUGAGGCACCAGGUCUUAGUGCCCGCGUCAAUUGACUUGGUCGUGCUCCACAAGGCUAAGAAUAGCCAUGUAAACAUGCCUGCUUGGCAGGGGCACUAUUAACAGAGGGCGGGCACCUGCCCCUCCCCCACCCCAGGUUCGUGUCGCAAUGGAGUGCAAACAGGAAGAGGAACCGCUGCUCCCUGCUCUCCCUGAAGGCCUUGGGUGGGGUCUGAGAAGUUGCUGCAGGCACAGGGUUGUCCCCGCCCCCACCUCUCCUGCUCCGGGAAAUGUAAAUUCCCCAGCUUUGGCCUCUGUGGCUGAGAGCUGUCUGCAUGGCUCCGUCCGCCCCACCCUGAGCAGAGCGGGUAUAACGAGAUCCCCACAUGCCCCCUGAGAGCCUGGGUGCCCAUUAGCCCUCCCAAGCAGCGCUCGCAGCCCCGGCACCAGGGGGCACUCAAAGCCCUUCCUGUGGGGAAAUAGCUCCUCGCUCCCCCGCUGGUGGGACGGGAGCCAGGGGAGGGCAGGGCCUGGCCAGCCUUGGCCCAGAGAAGGGACCCAGCGAGUGCUGAGCUCCAGGAGUCUCCCCCACAAAGCCGGGCAGUUUUAUUUCCAGUGUCACCCUUGGUGCUGCCCUGAGACCUUUCAGUCGCUCCUGACGGAAACCUGAGGACGUUAUUGUCUGUACCUCGGCGUCUCCAUCAGCACAUACAAAUGUUUGCUUUCUGAAAUUAGUCUAUGGACUCUGGGACUUCUUCACAGUUCCUGGAGGGCUCUUAAUUGUACCAGGUUGUUACAGCCUGGGAACAGGUCUCUUGCCUAACUUCCUUAGUAUCUGAGAGUGCCCUAGAAAGGACAGUGUUUAGAGGGCAAAUUUUCUUAACAUUUAAGAUGUCUAGUGUCAGACUGUAUUUUCUUUCAGGCACGGUUAAGAAUGGCCCAGCUGGGUCACUUGUUAGUAUAUAGCUGGCUUGUCAGCCUGAGAGAGAAUUUGGGGUUUGAUUUUUUGAUACUUUUAUAUCCUUACUAAUAUGUGUGAACAAAGACACCAUGUGUCUUGCUUCUGCCUGGCCAGCUGGGUUUGUUAGUAUCAUGGGACGAGAUAAGGGAUGGAGCUAACGUGUUACAGGGCAUGGUGGGAGAGUAACAUGAGCAUAUGCUGGGAGGCUGCCUGGCUCCUUUCUCAAGCCAAGGUCAAGCAACCCUUUAGGAUCGUCAUGGUGGAUGCGGGGAGUGCAGACAUAAGAAACACUACAAGCUUGGCCUUGGCCUGAAAACUACCUCACUCCUUACCCCUCUCAUGGGGUACAAAAGAGGUGGGACGAAGACCCCAGGCAUACGACCCCCGAGAACGGAGCAUGACCAUAAGUUGUAAGGCAGGAGUUGGCAACCUUUCGGAAGUGCUGUGCCGAGUCUUCAUUUAUUCACUCUAAUUUAAGGUUUCGC